AUGUUAAGCUAUACACGGCUUGUUGUACUAUUAUGUGUUUUGAAAGGUAUAUUGCCGCUAGCUAGGGCAUCGUCUCCGGAAAGCGUGGUUGCCGAGACUGCUGGCGGUAGCCUUGUGACGCAGGAGUUUGAACGUUAUAGUUUAUAUCGUGUGCGACUAUGUAAUGUGCCAAUUCAAGCUAACGCGGAAGACUUCCAUGUUGAGCUUAUAGGUACACAAUUUGUUCAUAUUACUAUUGACGGUAGUAGUGUUGACUGGAAGAUUCGUCUAGAUAAGAAUAUCCCUCCAUCAGUAAUAUUUUAUCCGGAGUUCAGCUUAACUAUGGAAGAAGUUAAGGGCGAUGUUGCUGUGUGGUAA
This is a messenger RNA of Babesia sp. Xinjiang, 357 nucleotides long. RefSeq lists its product as uncharacterized. Lineage: Eukaryota; Apicomplexa; Aconoidasida; Piroplasmida; Babesiidae. The record is from RefSeq and is a predicted model, not a curated record. Bases 1 to 357 code for a protein of 118 amino acids. The transcript is spliced from 3 exons.